AUGGAGAACAAACUGGAACAAGAUCAAGAAGCUACGACUGUGCUUUACUCAAAUUUGAGUACACAGAACAUUUCAACCACAGAUAAAAGCUUAUGCUAUAGCCUACAGUGCUACAUGGUUUUGACCACACAAGAGCAGAAAGCUAUCAGCUCAAUUUGCUUUCUAGCCGGCCCAGUGACUUUCCUGGCGAACAUUUUGGUCCUGCUGACCAUUGCGAGCUCCACAGCACUGCGCAGACGCCCAUCGUACCUGUUCAUUAGCAGCCUGGCACUGGCCGACAUGUUUGCCAGCUGUUUCUUCACCAUCAGUUUUCUAGAUUUCCAUCUUCUCAGUCAGAGAGACGAUGCUAACCUCUAUCUCUUCAAGCUUGGUGGCGUCACAAUGGCGUUUACGGGCUCUGUGGGAAGCCUUUUGCUGACAGCGUUGGACCGAUAUCUUUGCAUCUACCAGGCUUCCAAUUACAAGCUGCUACUGACACGCACUAGAGCCAAACUGGCCAUAUUAUUAUUAUGGUGUGUGACAAUUAUUAUCUCAUUCCUUCCUUUGAUGGGCUGGAGGUGCAAAACCUGGUUGGAUCGUCCAUGCUCACGUCUCUUCCCGUACGUGGAUCAUCACUAUUUGGCCAGCUGGACGGGUCUGCAGCUUGUGAUGCUUUUUCUUAUCAUGGUGGCUUAUGCUCUUAUCCUGUGGAAAGCAAAUCGCCAUGAAGCAAAUAUGGGUGGACCAAAGUUAGGGAGGCAGAGCGUGAAAGGACAGGCUCGAAUGCGAAUGGACAUUCAGCUCGCACACACUUUUAGUUUGAUCCUUCUAAUCCUGGCGAUCUGUUGGCUGCCCGUCCUGUCCUUUAUGGUAGUGGACGUCAGAGUGACCCUGACAAACAAACAACAGCGAAUGUUCGCUUUCUGUAGCACACUGUGUCUGGUGAACUCUUGUGUAAACCCUCUUCUCUAUGCCCUGCGCUGCCGAGAGCUGAGGGGAGAAAUGCUGGCAUUGAUAGAAUGUUGCAAGGCAUGCAGGGAACAUGCUUUGGGUCAUACUCAUGGCCAAAUAACUGAUAGCAGUUCUGGCAAAAAGAGCACAAAUCCGGCAGUGAGUGGUAGUAACCCAGAAAUUGUUUCUGGGAGUGCAGACAGGCAGCAAAACAGCAUAUAAAUAAUGUCUAAAAGUCAUAUUUACUUUUCAUUUUGUUUAUGGAAGCACAAUAUAUUGUUGGCCACAUCGGCCGAUAU
This is a messenger RNA of Danio rerio (zebrafish), 1229 nucleotides long. RefSeq names its product cannabinoid receptor 2 (gene cnr2). Gene Ontology annotation, molecular function: cannabinoid receptor activity; G protein-coupled receptor activity. Lineage: Eukaryota; Metazoa; Chordata; Actinopteri; Cypriniformes; Danionidae. The record is from RefSeq and is marked provisional. Gene Ontology annotation, biological process: signal transduction; cell communication; cannabinoid signaling pathway. Gene Ontology annotation, cellular component: neuron projection; plasma membrane; membrane.